Messenger RNA from Misgurnus anguillicaudatus (oriental weatherfish), 3034 nucleotides. It is a transcript of the gene vash1, whose product is annotated as vasohibin 1. Gene Ontology annotation, cellular component: cytoplasm. Gene Ontology annotation, biological process: regulation of angiogenesis. The record is from RefSeq and is a predicted model, not a curated record. Lineage: Eukaryota; Metazoa; Chordata; Actinopteri; Cypriniformes; Cobitidae.
GCUCUUCUAAGAUUCGAACAUCAUUUCAGCGUCACAUAACGGGUGUGAGAUGCGACUGGGCGAUGGCUGACAUCGACAUCAAUCAACACAAUGAAGUUGAAUAUUAUGGACAAUUGUUGUAUUGCUUUGUGUUAGCUGAAUGAGAGUAGCGUUGCGCGUGUGUCGGCGGUGUGAUGACGUCAAAGGCGCGUUUGUCUUUACUGUAAAUGGUUUGGGUUGUUCCGCAGAUGAUCCAUUGUUCGUGAGCUGAUAUCGCUUGUAAAUGUGUAACGGAAGAUGAAAGCUAUUUUGUCCGUGUAACUUAUAGAUCUGAAUGAGUGUGUAAUGAUCGGUUAUAACAUGAACAAUCUGCUUUAGAUUUAAGAUUAAAUUUGUGCUGAGCAAAAAGUGACAUACUGUCAAACUAGUAUGCUGGUUAGUAUGUGUUGACAGUGUUUUGGCUGGGGGUCCGAGUGUGUCAGACACCCAGCCACCCUACAGUACAUACAGUGUGUGUUUGUGUUGAUCCGUCCAUGCCUGUUUCCUGCUGUGGUUCUCUUCAUCACUGCUCCUCUCCAAGGAGCUUCAUCCAGAAGUCAGGAUUCAGGACUUGCGUGAGCCAGCCGUGUGCCAGCACCUCACCAGACAGGCUCACUAUGAUCCGGACAGCUCAAAGUUUGGGGGGAGGUGAGGAGAGAGAUGAGGAGCAGGAGGAUGAAGGAGAAGAUCAAAGAGAUGGUGGGAUUCCCUUCAUUAUUAACAGGGGUGGUCUACCCAUAAACGAGGAGACCUGGGAGAUGAUGUGGAGGCACGUCGCCCGGAUCCACCCGGAUGGAGAGGCAGUGGCGAAGAGGAUCCGGGCGACCAGCGACCUUCCCAAGAUUUCAAUACCAAGUGUGCCUACAUUCCAGUCAAACAGCAGCAUUCCCCAGCGUCUGGAAGCCAUACAGAGAUACAUCAGGGAUCUGCAAUACAAUCACACUGGAACACAGUUUUUUGAGAUAAAGAAGAGCCGUCCGCUCACGGCAUUAAUGGACAUUGCCAAGGAAAUGACACGAGAGUCUCUACCAAUCAAAUGUUUGGAAGCUGUGAUCCUCAGCAUUUACCUCACCAACUGCAUGCCGAGCGUGGAGCGCUUUCCUCUCAGCUUUAAGACGCGUUUCUCAGGGAGUCACUUCCGUCACAUCGUGCUGGGGGUCCACAGCGGCGGACGCUUCGGCGCACUCGGCAUCAGCCGCCGCCAGGACCUGAUGUACAAACCGUUGGAGUAUAAAACACUCGCCGACCUCGUGCAGGAGUUCCAGGUGGCGUAUCGGGGCUAUUGGCACACGCUGUGCAAGGUGAAGAUCGGCCAUUACGUGUCACAUGACCCUCACAGUGUGGAGCAGGUGGAGUGGAAACAUUCGGUUUUGGACGUGGACAAGCUGACCAGAGAAGAGCUGAAGAAAGAGUUGGACAGACAUACGCGUGAUAUGAGGCUGAAGAUUGGAAAAGCUGCCCAGUCAUCGCCCACUAAAGACAGAAAGAAAGAUGUGGGAUCUCCUCUACGGAAUCCAGGCAGUCCCAUGCGGAAAAACAGCCAAAGUGACAGACGGUCAUCAAUGGAGAAGAAGUCUGGAGCUACAGCAGAUGUUAAUGGAUAUCAGAUCAGGGUUUGAGAAGAUUCACAGAGAGUCAAACACAACAACAUCAACAACAAUCCUCAGACCUGACAAUGAGGAGGAAACUUCUGUAAAUGAAAAGCCUUUAUAAGCGUACACACUUAAGAAUGUUCAUUACUAAAACUUUUUCUGUAGAAUAGCAACACUUUUAUCAACACGUCCUAUUUAUAUUCAGCCUGAGCUUUUUAACCUUUAACUCAACUAACCACUUACUAUAUGUAGAGACUAGUUUGAAGUUCAUUUAUUGGGUGCCUUUGUAUAAAUUGUAUUUUCCUGGUGAUCUGAUGAAGCUGUUCAUCUUCCUCAACACACUGAAUUAUUUGCACUUAGAAAGUCAGACAGGAUUGAUUUGUCAUCAUCAUCAUCAUCAUCAGGUUUCAUCAAUGAUCUGAAUCUGAACUAUGAUAGACCAAAUGUUUAUGUGUGAAGUGUAGAAGUCUGAAUCAAUGUUUGGUGUGAGCAGCAGGGUUUUACUGAUCGAUAGAAACAGGGUUUAGUAAUGAUACACCAUCAACGCAGCGUUUAGACACAUUUCUAUGUGAUUUUUAACACACAUUUAGCUUUAUUAGAUGUUAUACACAUCUGUAUUUAAUGCCAAUAUAUACAUUAAAAUGUACACUUUAUUAUUGAUUUUUUUUUUAAAUACAUAUAUCUUGCUCAAAUUAUCUGAGCACAUUAUUCCAAAGCCAAAAUGAAUUGAUCAUCAUUCAAAGUUUGAUUGAUUGAUUGAAUAAGUAUGAAUGUUUCUCCUCUCAUAUACAGACUGAUUUGCAUGUUGACUAAAGUCAAGACGAUUUAUUAAGGAUUUGCUGAUCUAUAGUAGAUAUGGAAUUUGGACAAUAGAUGAUUUGUUUAAUAAUUACAUUUUAAUAUUAGACUACUAGAGAAAAGAUUUUGAUAUAUAAUACACUAAACACUGAGAUGUAGUAGAUCGUAGACACACAAACCCUAUCAAGUGCUCACUACGUGUGUAAAUCUCUUCAAAUAUUGGUGCUGUUAAAUGAGUGUGUCACAUGAAUCACUUAUCAAUCAUUACAAACACACACACAUACACAUACACACACAUAAUGUACACAAACUGUAGUAAUAUAGAGUUGAUGUCACCGUACUGUAACGUAUUGAUUUGUGACACUAUAUUGAAAUGAAGUUGUUUGUAAAUAAAGCUCAAAUGUGUUUCUCAUAUUGAUUAUAUAACACUGAAGUGAGAAAACUGACAGUUGGAAGACAUUUGUGUUAUUAUUUAUCGUAAACUCUGUAUGUGCGUCGUGUCAGUCUUUAUAAUGAAUAGAGGAGGAGUGGAGUGUAAUGAAUACAGUCAAGGCUUUUUGCUUCAUAAGAAUCUGUCAAGUGUCAUCAUAAAUAUUCACACACAAUUUCUGAGAGAGAUGAUUUAA